Molecule: messenger RNA, 2046 nt
Organism: Tripterygium wilfordii
Lineage: Eukaryota; Viridiplantae; Streptophyta; Magnoliopsida; Celastrales; Celastraceae
Product: laccase-14
Exons: 11
Coding region: 1-2046 (681 amino acids)
Biological process (GO): lignin catabolic process
Cellular component (GO): apoplast
Molecular function (GO): copper ion binding; hydroquinone:oxygen oxidoreductase activity
Source: RefSeq, a predicted model, not a curated record
AUGCCGGACGAUGAAGAUCAUCUUCCGGCAACUAUUUCCGACGACGAAUCGUGGCACAGUCGCACAUACCUCUCAUCUUUGACGGUUUUCGACAUAGAUUUGGGUUACACAGUCUUUGGCUUUCUAUAUGUAAUAAGAUUUGCAAUUCUAGGUUGUUUUAAGAACCGUUCAAAUGCAAUAGCUUCCCUAGAACCCUUCAACUAUAUACAAAGGAGUAAUGAGAGAACGAUGAAGAAGGAACAUGAUGGUUAUGAACAACAAUUAAGGAAGCUUAGCUCUACUCUUACAUUUUUUGUAAACCCAAAACAAAAGGAACAAAAUCUGAGUAAUAGGCCUUCUGUAAGGGUUGACUACUAUAAUGGGCAGAAAGUAGGGCUUUUGCUCUUUUGUGCGUCUCUGUAUCACCCAGUAGAAGGGAAGACCUAUCACCAUGAGUUUGUGGUGAGAUCAUCUUCAUACACCAGACUCUGUAGCACAAAAGAGAUUUUGACUGUGAAUGGGCAGUACCCAGGGCCAACCUUGAGAGCUCAACAAGGAGACGAAUUGAUUAUAAGGGUCUACAAUAAGGCAAAUUAUAACGUUACCCUCCAUUGGCAUGGAGUGAGGCAAGUGAGGAAUCCAUGGGCCGAUGGGCCUGAGUACAUCACACAAUGCCCAAUCCAACCUGGAAAAGAUUAUACAUAUAGAGUGAGCUUGACUACUGAGGAAGGGACUGUUUGGUGGCAUGCACAUAAUGGAUGGACUAGAGCAACAGUUCAUGGAGCAUUCAUUGUUUAUCCCAAACAAGGAUCAAACUAUCCAUUCCCAAAGCCUCAUGAAGAAGUCCCCAUUGUACUAGGAGAGUGGUGGAAGGAGAAUGCCAUGGAAAUUCCUGGAAAUGCAAAUAAAACAGGAGGAGAACCUAUCCUUUCCGAUGCAUACACCAUCAACGGGCAACCUGGAUACUUCUAUUCUUGCUCCAGAGAAGGUACUUUCAAAUUGAUGGUGAAUCAUGGCAAAACAUACCUUCUUCGAAUUGUAAAUGCGAUUAUGGAUGAAAAUGUGUUCUUUGCCAUUGCAAAGCACAAAAUGACACUAGUAGGAAAAGAUGGAAUCUACAUGAAGCCAUUCAAAACAGAUUUCAUAAUGAUCACACCAGGCCAAUCUAUGGAUCUCUUACUAGAAGCAGACCAAAACCCUAGUCAGUAUUUCAUGGCAGCAAGAGCUUACUCCAGCGCAUUCGGGUCCGGCUUCGAUAACACCACAACAACAGCAAUACUAGAAUACCAUGGCACCAACCAGACUUCACCUACACCAAUCCUUCCACAACUUCCUCCAUAUAACAAAACAGAAGCUUCAACUGAUUUCACUAAGCAAUUCAAAAGCCUCGUAACCAAGAACCAUCCGAUCCAAGUCCCUCGAAAAAUCGACACUCGAUUAUUCUUCACUAUAUCAGUCAAUCUACUUAAUUGUAGCACCAAUAACCCUUGCACAGGUCCAUUCGGUAAAAGGUUUUCUGCUAGUUUAAACAACGUUAGCUUCGUGACACCAUCGAUCGAUAUUCUUCAAGCUUAUUACUAUGGUGUGAAGGGCGUUUUCGAGAACGAUUUUCCAAUCAAUCCUCCUCAUGAAUUCAAUUACACGGGCGAUGAUCUCCCGGAGAACCUGUUGACGCCUGAAUUUGGUACUAAAGUGGUGGUUUUGGAGUAUAAUACCAGUGUGGAGUUGAUAUUGCAAGGGACUAAUGUGUUGGCUAGUGACAACCAUCCUAUACAUUUACAUGGAUAUAGCUUCUAUGUGGUUGGUUGGGGUUUCGGAAAUUUUGACUCAAAGAAGGACCCUAUGAAUUAUAAUCUUGUUGAUCCACCUGAGGAGACUACUGUUGGAGUUCCUAAGAAUGGUUGGGCUGCUGUUAGGUUCAGGGCAGAUAAUCCAGGUGUAUGGUUCAUGCAUUGUCACAUAGAGCGGCACUCGGUGUGGGGGAUGAAUAUGGUGUUCGUAGUGAAAGAUGGUGUUGCUCCUAAUACUCACAUGCUUCCACCUCCUCAUGACUUACCCAAAUGUUAA